AUGUCUGACCUCUUCCGGCAGAGCGUCGAUGGCCACUCACCUCCCACGACAGACACUCUUCGGCCAAGGCCCACUCCACUACCGGUCCAGCCAGGCACCGCAGAAACCGACGACUACCCAUCCUCAGACUCAUCUGCUUCAUCCGCCGCCACAGUCGAGACGAUAAGGCCGUCUUCACGAGAGCAACAAGCUCCGCCUACGCAUUGGACCAAUUAUUUCGACCAGGAACUGCAUCUCGACCAGGAGAACGAAUUCCAGAAGGCUGUCUAUCACGUCUACCUGACCCCACCAACAAAUCCCAGUAAAGGACCUCUCUUCAUAUGCCAUCAUGGAGCUGGAGCAUCAGGCAUGUCGUUCGCAGUCUUUGCCCAAGAAAUACGUAAAAGGCUUCCAGACGCGGGCAUACUCUCCCUCGAAGCUCGCGGCCAUGGCUCCGUCGUGAGGGACAUCUCUACUGCCGAAGAAAUAGUGGACUACAGUCUGGCAAGUCUCACCACAGACGCGCUCGCCAUGAUUCACCUGACCAAGACAUCGCAAUCCUGGCCUGCAAUGCCGCCCACCGUCUUGAUCGGUCACAGCCUGGGCGGUGCUAUCAUGACCACACUCUCCGCUACCCAUUUCAAAUCCUUCGGCCCCGCCUUAAUUGGCUAUUCCGUGAUAGACGUUGUAGAAGGCUCCGCAAUCGAGGCUCUCUCCCACAUGAGGACCUACCUUGCCUCUCGGCCCUCCAUCUUUUCCUCCCUGGAAGAAGCCGUAUCCUGGCACAUCCGAACUCGCACCAUCCGUGACCAGCGCAGCGCGGAAGCCUCGGUUCCCUCUCUGCUCGUCCCCUCUCCGACAGGAAACGGAAAGUACAUCUGGCGCACAAACCUUCAGAGCACUUCUUCGUGGUGGCAAGAGUGGUUUCAAGGAAUGUCGUCGAAAUUCCUCCUUGGCCGCGGCGCAAAGAUGCUCAUCCUCGCCGGGACGGAUCGUCUGGAUCGCGAAUUGAUGAUCGGGCAGAUGCAAGGAAAAUUCCAAUUGACUGUAAUCCCGGAAGCGGGACACUUCGUGCAAGAGGAUGUCCCGGAGAAGGCGGCAAAUCUGCACGUGGAAUUCUUCAGGAGGAAUGAUCGGAGCCAGAUGGUCUUGCCGCCGAAGGUCAGCGAUCUGCUUGCUCAGGGAAAGAAGGUCUAG
Messenger RNA from Lecanosticta acicola, 1176 nucleotides. Lineage: Eukaryota; Fungi; Ascomycota; Dothideomycetes; Mycosphaerellales; Mycosphaerellaceae. The record is from the annotation of a GenBank genome assembly.